Messenger RNA from Knipowitschia caucasica, 1971 nucleotides. NCBI's taxonomy places the organism in Eukaryota, Metazoa, Chordata, Actinopteri, Gobiiformes, Gobiidae. The record is from the annotation of a GenBank genome assembly.
AUGCCAUGUCUGGGGCUACAGGUGACCAGCUGUCUGCCUGUGUUCCUCUCCUCUGGGACAGCUGCAGCCAUCAAUCACGCCCCCAAAGCCCCGACUGAGUGUAGAGUGAAUGUGGACCACAGACACCGCUACUACCGCUGCUUUUGGAUUACUGCUCCUUUAUCGCAUUGCCCUCUCGGCGGACAAGAUUUGGUCCCUCAUGGUGAAAGGAUACCUCAUUUGGUGACUCACCGCGCCGUCGCCAUGAGUGGGCUUCUCAAGAGGAAGUUUGAGGAGGUGGACGAGGAUCCGUGCUACUCGUCGGCCUCCCCCUCCUCCCUCUCCUCCGCCUGCUCGGCCUGGGACUCCGAGGGGGAGAGCUGCUACUCAGACACCCUGGAUUCCACUCCCAGCAACCCCAGCUCCCCAGCAACCCAUUUCAACACAACGUCUAUCCUGAAGAAAACCAAGAGAACACGGCGAGCCAACGUGACCUUUGACCAGGUCACGGUCUUCUUCUUCCCUCGCUGCCAAGGCUUCACCAGCGUUCCCAGCCGCGGAGGAUGCACUUUGGGAAUGACCCCACGGCACAGUGACCUCCGCACUUACACACUUGCAGAGUUUGCUGUUGAGCAGAAGAUACUGCGACGAGAAAAGCUUCUCUACAGGUUGAAACAGGAGAAGCUCGAGGCUCUCAAGCAAAAGCUCACUAAAAAUGGGACUCAGGAGAGUGAGGAAGCAGAGGGGCUGACUGUGGACGACAUCUCUGAGCAGGAUCUUGACUUGAGCGGUGCUAACCUGGAGGAGGGCUCCUUUGUGCUUCCGUACACGUCCAAACUGCGCUAUGCUCUGCUCAAAGCGGCUGGGGUGAAGAAGAUCGACAAGGAAGAGAAGAGGCAGCUGCAUGAGCUCCGACUCUCCAGGGAAAACUGUGGCUGUGACUGUCAGGGUUUCUGUGAACCAGAGACCUGUGGCUGCAGCUUGGCAGGCAUCAAAUGUCAGAUGGAUCAUUCCUCCUUCCCUUGUGGCUGUACAAAAGACGGCUGUGGAAACACGCAGGGGCGUAUCGAGUUCAACUCCACCAGGGUCCAGACGCACUACAUCCACACAAUCAUGAAGCUGGAGCUGGAGAAGAGACUGGAGGAGCAGUCGAGCUCAGACGAGGAGAGCAGGCGGCCUCAGGGGACCCCUGUACACAGCAACCCUCCGAGCCUCACUCGCAAACCCCUGUCCCCCAUAUCCAUGGCCCCCUCAUUCACAUUUGGGUCGGAACUGUCUGCUGUGGAGGAGAACAGCUGUAGCAGUGACAUGACAGACUUAUCAGACUCGUCAGGUCAGAGCGAGGACUUUGAGGCGGGGGAGCGGCCGUGUGACCGCUGCUCACAGAUGGACACAGACGAGAGAGGCUCCUGUCGAGUGCCGAGUCUCACCAACACACAGAGCUGCUCCAAAUGCAAAAGGAAUGGCAUCGAGCAGCAGCCCUCCACUGAGGCCUUUGGUAGCUUUAGCAUAGCAGAUUUUGCGGAUGAAAAUGACAAUAUCAACUCUGCUUUGUUGGACUCUGAACAGACUGACAAUCGAGCUACAGCCAUUUCAGAACUCAUAGAUGAGAAUGCCAACCAGGAAAACACUCUUUUCCACAGCGGCAAUAUUCCCCGCACCCCGUCCCCCACGGUGGACCGUUCGGCAAGCUACAACAUGGACCUGAGCCUGUCCUCUGAGUCAGACCUGGAGUUCUUUGACGGCUUCCCCUGCCUUGGGCCCAGCUCGCUCUACAACUCACUGAAGGAGUACGAACACAUGGACACGUUUUUUCAGUUCCAGCUGCCUAGUUACCCUAGCCUCCCCGCGGCCUCGGACCCCGGGACCUGCCUCCUCGAGUCGCUCAUUGGCCUUUCAGAGUCCGUCCCCGAGCCCCCUGCCACUUUUACAGACAAUCAGCUGUUGGAGGAAGCCAUGAAGUUGUCUGUGAUGGAAUCUGUGAAAGUUUAA